AUUAACGCACUUGCUUUGUUUAUCUAAUCGCAGCAAUGGAUUCUGUUGAUGUCAAUGGUGAUACUGGUAUGUCAUCCAGUGAUCAUGGUGGUUCUAGUGAGGUGGACGACCUUGGUUCUUCUGUGACGUUGAACUUUACCGUACUGGACUAUAUCAAUGAAAUUAGAUUCAAGCAUGGUAUGCGCAUUGAGGAAUACAGUCGUUAUCACGGUUAUUGCUCCAAGCGCUUAUGUAACUUGAGGCGUCAGUUACGCAUGGGUCCCAUCCGGUCGAACAAGUACGUUCGACUGGAAUUUCCGGAGACUGUCUCAGAUGUGAGGUACCUGGAGAUCCUAGCGCUUUGUGCCGAACGUUCAUGGGCAUAUGGUAUGGUUUUGAAAUCACAAUGUGAAGCUUCUCAUACUCCGAGACCCAAUCUACGUCACCGUUCGUUGAAGCGAUUUGAUAAGGCUCUAACCAUGUCUACACUUCUGGAAGCAGCUUGCCAAUCUUUUGCUGAGGCGAAUAGUGUGAACAAUGCUCGUGUUUACCGUAGUUUUAUGGAAGGCGUGGUUCAUUUUGAGCGCAAACGCUACACUGAAGCGUUUGCAUCUCUAUCUCUAUAUGCUAAUGUAAUGGACCAGCGCCACCGUAAUAAACAAGAUCGUAUUACUGCAGAGGGAUACAGUUCGCAGUUAAACCAAGUCAAUGCCAUGAUAAAGAUGUGUUCAUUUCACAUUCGUUCUGCGGGAGUUAAAUUUGGCGGCAAGCCUGUACUACAUCAAGAGGAUGACGAUGCCGAAUUAUUAUCUGUGGUUUCAGAUCCUGAUGGCAACUUAAAUUUAUACUGCCGCGGAGCGCUUAUGGAAAUCCAAUCACCAUUUCUAUUUGAGCAGAUCCAUGAUGUGAUUAGUGCCUUUGACAAGCUGGUUAUUACAGACACGGUCUUAUCCAAUCUUAAUGCAAGUACCAAUUUGGAUAACGAUAUCCACUCUGAGUUGGUUGUCAAGUUUCCUUCCGAUGCGUUGUUAGCAUCGUAUGAGGAAAUCUCUACAUUAGUAUCUGAAUGUGUAGAUACAGUACAUUCAGAGAUGAUGUCAUCAAUGGAGUCCCAAGAUCUUUUGCGUAGAAUUGAGGGCGUAUUACACAUUAUAAAAACGCUGCUGGAGAUGGAGAAAUGUAUAUUAAUGGGUAUUAUAGCCUUGCAUGCUGUAUAUAGGCAGAACAAAUCAUCUUCUGGAUGUCGCUACCUUCCUGACUGUGGAGAGCCCCUCAGGUUUGCUCAUAUAUUAAAGCAGCACCUAGGUACACUUAUGAAUGAAUCAAACCUACAGAGCACAUUCCAUAUUGCCCUUGAGGCUACCAGAUCCGUGAAUGGUAUGUUGAUGGGUAUAUACAAGCUUUACACGGGUGAAUACGCUGAUGGCAUGUCAUUGCUGAAAUGGUCAAUGACUAGGUUAGAACGCGGUAUUAAGCAGGUUGAUCACAGUAAUACGCGCUUAGUAAACCGUUGUAUGCUCUUAUUCCAAAUAUUCCAUCGCACAGGUUUGCUGUGCAUCAGGAAAUAUUACAAGCGUUGCGUUGCUAUAUACAUGCGUCACAAGUUAGGAGAAAACCCUGAUAUCGUCGACACAAUGGGAGUUGAUAAGGUGUUUGAUCUCACGAAGCGCAUGUUGCCAUGCAAGCCGAUACUGUUCGACUUAGCUCACAUCCACAACAACCCUCCUACCAUUGGUUCGAAAUCUGGAAUUAUUGGCGGUGUGAAAAACAUCAUUCGAUCCUUCUGGAAGUGAAUUCAUCGCUAAUGUUUUUUGCUAUGU
This is a messenger RNA of Babesia bovis T2Bo, 1799 nucleotides long. Its product is annotated as signal recognition particle subunit SRP68. Gene Ontology annotation, biological process: SRP-dependent cotranslational protein targeting to membrane. NCBI's taxonomy places the organism in Eukaryota, Apicomplexa, Aconoidasida, Piroplasmida, Babesiidae. Gene Ontology annotation, cellular component: signal recognition particle, endoplasmic reticulum targeting. The record is from RefSeq and is a predicted model, not a curated record. The transcript has 4 exons. Bases 36 to 1772 code for a protein of 578 amino acids. Gene Ontology annotation, molecular function: 7S RNA binding; endoplasmic reticulum signal sequence receptor activity; signal recognition particle binding.